UAAAGGAUUUGCCUACUAAAAUUAUUUUAAUAAUUCUGAAAAACGUAACUAUUAGCUUGACGGACGUUGAGAAUUUUAGUGCUACGUGCAAGCAAUUUCAGAGAAUAUCUUUAGAGAUAUGAGCAUCUUUCACUUCAACGGGUUCCUCUUAGUGUGUUUUGUCGUGGCCACGGUACCGGAUGUUCUGGUGCUGGGUUCAUCGGGAAUCAUGUUCCCCGAGAGUAUAGGGUUUCCAAAACCGCCCACGGCGAAGUGCUUUUACAACAAAGCUCGUGUCGUACUGGUAGCGCGAUGUUCCGACCUGAAAUUGAAGGAAAUCCCGUUAAAUUUGAAGACGGACAUACAGGUACUGGAUUUUACCAACAAUGGAGUGCCGACACUGGAGAACGACAGUCUGUAUCCUUACAAGAAACUGGCCUACAUCUAUCUAGCUCGCAAUUUCAUUCGUAAAAUCGAUGAGGCAGCCUUCGCCAAUCAGCAUUACUUGGAGGUGCUGGAACUCGCGACAAACCGUUUCCGCACACUACCCAAAAGUCUCUUUCAAAUGCCGUAUCUUCGCACGCUCUAUCUCGACGAUAACCUGCUCACCGAUUCCGUAUUUAAGAUGAAGGUCACUUCGCCUCUCAGACUGCUGCAGCUGGCCAAGAACGAGCUAACCAUGAUCCCGAACAUAGGUGUCCAGCCGACCCUUCUUGAUCUCAACGUGUCCAACAACAACAUCACCUCGAUCAGCACCGAGGAUCUGGCGCCCUUCUGCUCGCUGAAGGAGCUUGAUCUGACCGGGAAUAACAUAAAUUUUAAGGCGGAUAGCUGCGAUUGUCAGACGUUCAACGCCUGGGUGGAGCUACGAAAGAUCAAAAUGAAGUCCGACAAUCUCUACAAUUGCAUCGAUCCACCUACAACUCUGCACAAGGACUGUACCAAUGUGAAAUUCAGCAAUCGGACGUACGAGCUGUUCAACGAGUGCUCGGCCAUGAUACAGCACAAGAUAAAGACCGAGAAGGCUCGAUCGGUCUGGAUAUACGUCGCCUCGUCCAUCUCGGUGUUCCUCUUCGUGGUGUUCGUGGCAUUGUUUUGCGUGCACAAACGGAACCGGACGCAGCGCAAGAACCAGAAGGAGCAGCAACAGCAGACGGCGAACAACGACAACACUGAGCUACUCCAACAACAACCUGACGGCAACCUAAUAAGUGAAAUAACCGCCAAUAGUACGUAGAAUUCUGUAAAAAGAGCUGUUUUUGGCGUCGAUAAUGCGAGAGUAAAAUUUUACACGAGAAGGGCGGAAUGAAAGUGUAAGAGCCUAGUCAGAAAUAGUCGGUCGAAAAAACGUCGAUUUUACCAUCAUUUCUGGCUGGGAAUUAUUUGAGAAAUAAACGAUGUUUUGCUACAAGUAAGAGAAAGAGAGAAAGAGAGUGAGAACUAUUAAUGUUUAUUGACUAAGUUUAAUCGGCAGAAGAUUAACAGAGCAUUUAAUCGGAUAUAUGUAUAUUUACGUGCUUAAGUUUGUAUCUGAUUAUUAUAAAUACAUAACGCGCAAUGUUCAAUAAACGUAAGAUUAUUAUAAUAGCUCGAAUGCUACUCCUGGCGCGAUUGCCAUUUAAAAAAAAAAUGUAUUACAAAUAUUUCAGAAAGAGUAAGAUAUAUAUAUUAUAUAGCCUCUUGAACAAAGACAAUUCUGAUCAACGAAAGCGUUCUUAAUUAUCAUCCAGAAGCUGAAGAUAUCGAAUAAAAUACGAUAAACUUUUAAUGGUACCUAUUUCUUAUUUUUAGAGAUUACUUAAGACUUUGAAUGGAAAAAGAAAUGAGAAAACAGACUUUAUUGAAAGUAAUCAUUGAAGAAAACUGAUCCAUGAACAUUAAUAUACUUAUAUAAGAUAUAAAUACGUUAACUUAUA
Messenger RNA from Nylanderia fulva, 1895 nucleotides. Its product is annotated as biglycan-like. Lineage: Eukaryota; Metazoa; Arthropoda; Insecta; Hymenoptera; Formicidae. The record is from RefSeq and is a predicted model, not a curated record. Gene Ontology annotation, molecular function: protein binding.